CAACCCAAUUAAUUGACCCUAAACACAAACCCAAGACCCAACCCCCCCUGAAAAGUAAAUCGAAAACAGAUGGUUAGGGCGAUUCGGCGUCGGAUGGAAACCCAAACAGAGAAGUGCAAGAAAAACGUGGCUCACCAGAUCGGAGCCCUCGUCGGGGCUCCAAUCCGAGCCGAGGUCGCCGUGUCAUCGGGCGAUUCAACGCUUGCAGCGGUGGUGUGGCAAUCUCCGGCGCCAAUCAAUUGCAAGAUCCAGAAGGAAGACGGAGGAGCGGAGCAGAGGUCGCAACCGGCCAGCCCCUGCAAAUCCCCCAUCAUCGGCGGCGGCGCGAGGCCAGAUCUGUCCGUCGCGUGCCUCGCCUUCGCGGCGGAGAGCGACGAGCUGUUGGUGCACGAGGAAGGAGGCAGGAGCAAGAAGGGCGGGAAGGGGGUUCCGGUGUUCGUGAUGAUGCCGCUGGACAGAGUGACGACGAAGAACACGAUGAAUUGGAGGAAGGCGAUGAAUGUUAGCCUACAGGCUCUGAAGAGCGCCGACAUGGAAGGGAUUAUGAUGGACGUGUGGUGGGGUUUGGUGGAGAGAGAUGCUCCCGGGAUUUACAAUUGGGGAGGUUACUCCGACCUUCUGGAGAUGGCCCAGCGCCAUGGCCUUAAGGUCCAGGCCAUCAUGUCGUUUCAUCAGUGCGGUGGCAACGUCGGUGAUUCCUGCGAGUAAGUUCGUCUCUGUCAAUAUUUCUUUUUGGGGUUUAAUUGGUGAUGGGCAAUGGCUAACUCGGGCUGUUCAUCACUUCAUCGCAACAUUCCUUUGCCCAAUUGGGUUGUAAAUCGAAAACAGAUGGUUAGGGCGAUUCGGGAGGGGGAAGGGAUUCAGGGCGGCGGGGUGGCGGCCUCCAUCCCUUCGACGGCGAUUUUCGAAGGUGUGCGAUGGAGAGAGGCAGCGCGGGAGGAUGAGAGGACGAAGAUGGAGGAAGGGAAAUGCCCUAACCAUCUGUUUUCGAUUUACUUUUUAGGGGUUUCGGGUUUGGGUUUAGGGUCAAUUAAAUGGGUUGGUUCGCGGGUUGGGCAAGAAUGGCUGACAGGGCGGGUAAGGCUGAGCUGGCGGGUCCGGUCGUCGUUUUUUAAUGUUAAAAUAUGCUGACUGUGUCUUUCUGUUAGCCACGUCAUCACUUAACGUUCGUCACUAACGGAGUCUAACGGAGGUUAACGGAGAGUGACCAAACUUGGACUGUUCAACUAAUUCGAGUGACUAUAAAUGGAAUAAAUCAAUUUGAGUGGCAAACGUGAAAUUUUUAAGCAAUUCGAGUAAUCAAACUUGCAAUUAAGCCAUAGAUAAAAUUAUAUGUAAAUUGUGUACAGAUUUUAGAACUUGAAAAAUCGGUAAAACUUUAGUCAGUCCCAAUCACGACAAUUAAAGUCAUCCCUCAUUCAAAUCUCUUAUUCCACCGCUGACAAUAACAUACAUUUACAUGCUUGUACCUUAACUAUUUAUUCAUGUUAUGUUCUCACCAAUACAAGCCAUCAUUCCACGUCGUUAUAAGUCGUUAUAAGUGGUCUUAUCCGAGUUCAUAAAAAGCACUACUCGCAGUGGUCUAAUUUGUAAUCUAUGUUUAUGCUCCCAUCAUUUAUGUAAAGUUGAGUAGGUUUAUCGAAGUUUCUUCGCUUGGCAUGAAAAAAAUGUUGGGCACUAGAGAAUACAUUUGCAGUGUAUGGUCCAAUAAUUGUUCAAAUUAUAGCACGAUUUGCACCAACAUGUUUGAGUACUAUACAGCAGUUUCAUCAGCUUACUUACAAAGAUUGAAGAGGUAUAUAUUGCACAUCUACAUGAAGGAAACACAAUUUUGGCUGCCUUGCAGGUGUAUGGCGGAGGAUAUAGCAUGUUUUUUUGGGUUCACUUCAUGUCUACACUACAUGUCAAAAGAGAAAUACGACAUUGGUGGAAGAAAGAAGAUGCAAGUGAUUUUUAAGUUUGCUUUCCAUUUUAGUUUAUUAGAUAAAGUGGUUAGGGGGCUUUUCGAAAAAAGUGUGAGCUAUUUAAUUUGACAUAUUAAAUCGCACUACGCACUUAGCACGUUUGCGUGACGCGUUCGGAAUUGAAAUUAUUGACUAUUUAAUUAAUUUCUGGAAUUAAUGUUUAUUAAUUGGUUUUGGAUAAUUAAUUGAGUUUGAGUUUUGCGAAAAUACAAACACAGAAGUCAGAAAGGUGCUGCUUUCGGAUUUUGGUUGAAGGGACUCCUGGAAGUGAUUUGCCUAAUUCCUACCAACAACAACAUAAUGGAGUCAAAUAACACUCUAAAGAGAGUGACUAACCACGCCAUCAAUCCAUUUUUCUCCAUUCCUUUUCCCUCACACUACAUAGUGCUAAUUAAUCACAUGCUCAACUCACUGGACCUUAUAUGGCAAAGUGGACCCGAACUUUGAUAAAUACUGAAGAGUCUGUCGCCCCUCAUAAAUUAGAGCGUAUCUG
Messenger RNA from Linum trigynum, 2457 nucleotides. The record is from the annotation of a GenBank genome assembly. Lineage: Eukaryota; Viridiplantae; Streptophyta; Magnoliopsida; Malpighiales; Linaceae.